GGAGAGGGAGCUGAGAAAGAGAGUAGGCUGGUGAGGGAAGGUGCUUUCCCACGAGGGACGGGGUCUCCGACACCGGGAGUUCUUGCAAAGUUUAAAAAAAGAAAAUCACCCAACGCCAGGUUAUAGUCCCAACAGGUUUAUUUGGAAGUGCAAGCUUUUGGAGUGCUGCUCCUUCAUCAGGUAGCUAGUUCUUGCAAAGUCGCGAUGUUCACAGUGCUGCCGCGACUGAGGCAGAGUGCUGAGAUUUUCAGGCGGCUUCUGCCUUUGAUGAGUGGAAUAAGAAUCGGACGUCCGUGUGGCCUACAGGCGAAGUGAUGCCUGGGAAACGGGAAGAGCAGGCAGCCGGAAGAGAGGCCGAAUGCUCUGAGGUGCCCCUGGGGCCCGAGAGCCACGAGGGCAGCAAGGCAUGUUCUGAGAGCCUGCCCCUGGGUUCUGAAGGUGGCAAACUCUCCAGUGCGUCGAUGGGGGUAGGCGGGGAGGAGGAACCAGCCCUGCCUCCCAAAGUUGCUGCUCCGGGGAGGGGACUCUCUGAACCACCGUGUGAAACCCUUCACGGGGCGGCAGGAGAUCGGGAGGGGGCGAUGGAAUGCGCUGGAGAAUCCGAGACAGUCCGCGCUGACACGGCACCCGUGAGUGAGCCAGACCGUUCUGGAGCCAUGGGAAAGGGAGUGCUCCUUGCGCCACCCAGCAAACCGACGAGCGAAAGGGGGCAGGCUGCGCCCACAAGCCCUUCUGGGUCCCAGGCCUCUGAAAUUGAGACUGCAAGGCUGCACCAUCUUGGAUCCACCAGCCUGGAGACUGCAGGCAAGGGUGUGCACCUCACUGGGCCAUUUGUUGCAGACUCUGAUGCUGGAGGUGCAGGCCUUCCCAGGUCAUUCAUCUCAGAGCCUGGGCCUGAGCGAACAAGCCUCCCAGGGUCAACUGUCUCAGAGCCUAAUGCUGGAGGAGCAAAAUUAUCUGGAUCAUUCAUAUCGGAGACUGACGCUAUGGAGACAAAUCUUCCUGAGUCAUCCAUCUCGGAGAGUAACAGAUGGAUAAAUCUUCCUGAGUCAUCCAUCUCGGAGAGUAAUGCAGGGACGGACUUGAAGUCCAAAUGUGCUCCAUCAUUGAAACUAUGGCCACGAUAUGAGCCAGGAAUGGCCAAUGUGGAGGAGCAGUGCACACCCCUACAAGAACCCGAAAGUCAACAUGUGACAGUGACUCCCAGUGAGCACCAUUUAGAAGCUCGGGGUGAAUCACUGCCUUUACCUUUGGGCAGGUUACACGACCGUGAAUCGAAGACUGAUUUUAAACCUUCAGAGACGCUGAACACCGUCGGGGAGGAGCUGAGUGAAGCUUUAAAAACCUCUGAGGGCUCGCUAGCCCUUCGGUCGGCACACCACCUUCCGCUGGCCAAUAGUGGGUCUGCCAUUUCUGACGGUGCAGCAGCCAGGGAGCCUCCCGCAGACUCUGUGUUCGUGGUCCAAGCAGGACACACUGAUGAAAAUACCGUGUUGAGGCUGGAGGAAGCCCAGGGUGAGCUGGCUUGCAUUCCACCAAGAGAGCAAACGAUCCAAGCCAGCAGCAAGUCAGCUGGGUUGAUGCACUCGGCAAACCAAGAAGGACUGACUGACCUGGCGACCCGGAAACACUCGAGGAGGAGGAGGAGGAGAGGGGUUCAGAAAACCAACUCCUUGGUGCAGGAAGGCUCCGAAAUGCGGAGUUCUGUCGUCUCAGCCAAUGUUAGAAUAUCAGAUGGGGGUGAGCGGGCUGGGGAAGUAGCAGUCCCAGUACCUUCCAUUGGUACACUGCAACCUCCGGCUGUUUGUGGAGUAAAAGAGUUGAGUGGUGAAGGGCCACGCACCGAUAGAGCAAGUGACACCCAAUUGGAGACGGUGAAGAUAAUAGUGGACUGCAAUCAAACUGAAAGAGCCGUGGAGAUCGAGGAAGACGCCAGUGCAGAAGGUCAGAGACUGGGUGAAGGAAGCACAAGGGAAGUGAUGAGGAGGAAACUGGAAAGCGAUGAGAGUUCUGGAGGUGGCCUUGAUGUUCACACCGAUCUGAACUUCAAGGUGGAGAUACCAGAAGCCAGUGAGGAAGUUAAAGGAGUGAUUGGCCAGGUGGAGGCAGCUACUGCUACUUUGCCUCAGGAAGCAGAAGCUCAGCAGAUGGAAAAAUGGAAGGAGACCCCCAAAUCGGCGCUGCAGCUGGUUGUGAGCAACCUGAACUCUUCGAAGAAUUUUGCCGAGCUGCAGAUUGCUGUAAUCACAUUCUUCAUGGAGAGAAAGUUGUUGAUCACAUCCAUUGACAUGAAGAAAUCGAGAAAACGUGGCAUCGUGACCUUCCUGUCUGGUAAGGAUGCAAGCCAAGCACUGAAGUACAACGGUGAAGAGUUGCUCGGCCGGGCCCUGCGGAUACGCCGGCCCCUGCAGAUCCUGAGACCGGUAGCAAGUGCGAUGUUUAUUUUCAAAGUUGUCAAGGGAAGGAAACGAAAGCUUAAGGAUGCUGACGGGGAAUCCUUGAUUCCGGCAAAGAAGAAGAAUGUUCGGAAAGCAACCACAUUGACUAAGAAAAACAAGAAGGAAUCAGAGUUACUGAUUAAAAGAAGGAAGAAAAAACAAGAACAAAAAGCUGAGAAAAUAGAGGAGGAGGAAGCAUCGACACGUCAGAAGAUGAAGAAAAGACAUUGGGAGAUAACUGCUUCAACUGAGCAGCAUGGAGAAGACGCCACAGAAACCUCGCUUCGGCAGCUGAAGAAACGGAGACGCGGCAAGUCAGCUUCAAGUGAGGGACGCAAAGGCGAUGAUCUGGAGGACAAGCUAUUUGAGAAGGAAAAGAAGCAAAGUACAGAAAAACCUGCUUUUAGUGAAAACGCAGAUGGGAACGCUGCUUCUCUGCCUCAGAAGAAGAAGAAGAAAAAGAAAAGGAAAAAAGCUGAGGAGAAAGUUUUCUUAAGCGACAAGAGAGCAGAGGAGAAGGAGAAGGUUGCCUCUGUGCUGCAAAAGAAAAAGAAAAAAAGGAAGAAGAAACUGACUUUAAGCAAGAAAACAGCAGUGGAGGAGCACGCCACCAGCGCAAAGACGAAGAAACGUAAAAAGACGCAAGAGAAAACUUCCUGGUGUCUCUACAUCGAGAAGUUGAGGUCCCAGAAUUCACCUUGUGAGCUGAAGGCAGCCAUUGGCGAUUUUCUAAGUGAGAGGUCGGUCCCAUACAAAGAGAUCCAGCUGGAUCCUGACAGCUGCUCCGCCUGUGUUGAACUGAACCAUGAGGGCGAUCUGAAUGAAGCUCUGCAGUUUGGCACGUGCAACAUUCUCGGACAAGUAGCAAGAUUAAGCAAGGUGGAGAAACUGGGAGCGCUGAAUGGCAGAAUUGACUCUAGGACACUUCGUGUGAAAACCCUUCCAAGUGACGUCUGUGCCAAGGACCUUAAGCGUUUGUUUGAGAAAGUUGCUGGUGUUUGGAUAUGUCAGGACGUCAACAAAAGGUUUGGACUUGUCAUGUUUGAGACAGAGGAAGACACAGCUAACGCGCUAAAUAAUGGUGAAAUAGAAUGCAGAGGAAACCUGCUCCGACUGGACCGUGCAUAUCCAGUGAAACAAGAGAAAAGGAAAAUUCUUAUGAUUAAAAACCUGCCUUACCCAAUCAGUAAAAAGAAUCUAAAAUCUAUACUUAAUGAUGCUGAGGAUAUCCACCUGUCAAAAAGCAACCAGUCACAAGGAGUUGCCUACGUGGAAUACAAGACCACGAAACAAGCCAAACUUGCUCUGAAGGACUUCCAAGGCAGAGGUAUUCCAGGCCAGGCAGUUCGAGUGGCUUCGAUAGAGGAAGAGCAGGAGAGCCCAGAGAGCCAGUCUGACUGGUCAGAUUCCACCAGAUCCACCAGAUCCCUGUUUGUAUGGCGCCUGUCCAAACGAACAACAGUCAAAAUGUUGAAAUCAACCUUCAAGGAGGCCGUGGGUGCCAGGAUACCACGAAAAAAGGGACGGCGGUUUGCCUUUGUGGACUUUAAGACGGCGGAGGAAGCAACGAGGGCACGGGCGCAGUUCCAGAAUAUGGAGAUAGAUGGCCAGCAAAUGAAGCUAUACUUUGCCAACUCUGCACAGUGAGGGGAAGAGGCCGGCGUGUGACCUGGUCACCGAUGAUGAACCCGGAUCACUCAGGAUCGCAGACCUACGAGGAAAGCCAGCAAGCAAGCAAAGCAUUCUCACACCUGUUUCCAAAACCAAAUAUUUCAGUUCUGUUGAUGUAGCUGGGGACCAGUGGCUCUUGCACUGCUCUGGCAGUCUGACUUUUUUUUUCUCAACCUGAAAUUAUUCAUCUGUACCUGCUGGUAAUUUGGCUUGUUCCCUGUUGUUGCUUUCCUUUUCUCUCAAGGUUUGCCUGUGUCCCCACUUUGCCCCUUUCAAUUCCUGUGUUGACCCUGACAACUGUUAGGCCUUGCUGUGUCUUGCACUGACCAUUAGGGAGCAGCAGAUGACAGCGUCAAACAAGGGUUUGGGUUUGUAUGGGGAGAUGAAAGAAAAGAUCAGCUGGUCUGAGCCUCAGAACUUCUGAGGAAGAGUCACUGGACCCCAAACUCUGAUUUCUCUCCACACGUGCCACCAGACCAAUUUCAGCAGUUCCUUUUUUGUUUCUGAUCUCCAGCAUCAACUGGUUUUGGUUUUUAUGAAGGAGAUCAUUAUUGGACAGAGAGCAAGCUGUGUCAGUACAUUGCCAUUUUAAGCAAUGGAUGUGACAUUUUCCAAAGGAUACUGUCCCGUGCAAGCAUGGUUGAAAGUAAGGGAUUUAAUUGUAGACACAGCAUGACCUUUAUGAUGCCGUGUUCAGGAAUGGUUGAGAUUUCAGCUGAGCCUUGAGUCUGCCAUCUUUCUCCCCACUCCCCUGUGUCGUCUGAAGCUAUGAGGCUGAGGAGGCAGAAUUCCCCCUUCCACAAAAUUAAUCCUUAAAACUUUGAGAUGGGAGUUGAAGACGCAAAAAUAUUUCAGUUUCUUUCCGGAACAAAAAAGCAGGAAUUGCCGGAAAGCUCAGUGGGUCUGGCAGCAUCUGUGGAGAGAAAUCGGAGUUUACAUUUCAGGAUCCAGUGACCCUCAGAACUCGAGCCAGAAUGUUAACUCUGAUGUCUCUCCUCAGAUGCUGUCAGACCCGCUGAGCUUUUCUAGCAGUUUCUAUAUCUGUUUCUGAUUUUAGCAUCUCCAGUUUUUCCUUCAGCUCCAGCCAGACUGUGCUUUUACUGAGACAGUGUUGAUUUCAGUUUUAAACUCUGAACUGUGUCAGGAACCAAAUAAAAAGACGCAGGGGUGAUUUUAACUUUUUCUUUAGUUUACACGUUCCGUGAACAUGGGUGUGGCUGCUUAGAGGACAACUGAGAGUCAACUACAUGGGCUAUAGGUCUGGAGUCACAUGUAGGCAAGACUGGGUAAGGAUGGCAGAUUUCACUUCCCUGAAGUAGAUGGGCUUUCUGGGGAGGAGUUGAGGG
Molecule: messenger RNA, 5455 nt
Organism: Chiloscyllium plagiosum (whitespotted bambooshark)
Lineage: Eukaryota; Metazoa; Chordata; Chondrichthyes; Orectolobiformes; Hemiscylliidae
Source: RefSeq, a predicted model, not a curated record